Molecule: messenger RNA, 2412 nt
Organism: Cordyceps fumosorosea ARSEF 2679
Lineage: Eukaryota; Fungi; Ascomycota; Sordariomycetes; Hypocreales; Cordycipitaceae
Product: Transcription factor
Exons: 2
Coding region: 1-2412 (803 amino acids)
Biological process (GO): DNA-templated transcription; regulation of transcription by RNA polymerase II
Cellular component (GO): chromatin
Molecular function (GO): zinc ion binding; RNA polymerase II cis-regulatory region sequence-specific DNA binding; DNA-binding transcription factor activity, RNA polymerase II-specific
Source: RefSeq, a predicted model, not a curated record
AUGCCUGGAGCAAGCGUUGCCGUUUUGCCGCCCCAAGCGGCGUCAACGUCGUCCCGAAAGACUGCCCUCGCACCUGAGCGCAAGUACAAAUGCCAGUUCUGCAACCGAGCCUUUAGCAGAAGUGAACACCGAAGCCGACACGAACGGUCACACACCAAAGAACGUCCCUUCAAAUGUAUGAAGUGUCGAAGCACCUUUGUUCGUCGCGACUUGCUCCUUCGCCAUGACCGGACUGUCCACGCCAAAGACGGCGGAGUUCCGCUACACAGUGAUGGAAAGCGACGUGCUGGCCCCAAGACCCGCGGUAUUGAUGGCACUCCCAAGGCAUCUAUCGCUGCCCUCGAUGCGUCUACUCUUGAGCAGAUGGAAAAUGGCCCUGACGGUAUCUUUGAUGUCGAAGCCGCCGCUAUGCUUGUUGCCGACUUGCACCACAAAGCCACUGCCGCCAUGCGCAGCGAUGACUCUGUUUAUGAUGAUGGCCAAUCCAUGCCUUACUCGCCGCGCACCUCCGCUGCCCUGGAGCCUGCAGUCACAUACCCGUCUGGUGCUAUUGCAUUGCCUCAAGUUCAGUGGGAGAACUUCAUUUCUCAACCUGACUCCAAGGCGCAUCCCAUCACUCCUAGUGUGGCCGGCUCCUUCGACUCGCAACGCUCCUUCGCCAGCUCUGCUACUCUCCAGCCUCAAUCCAACCAUUUGCCUCCCAUCGGUAGUCAAAAUUCUCACGGCUUUGUCCCGGCCAUCCAGUCCAUGCUGAGAUCUGCUUCCCAUUCUGACGCUGGUACGCCGAUGAGCCCUUCUUUCGACUCCGUUCAGGCUGGCUUCCGAGCUCCCCUAUUCUCUGGUGACGAUGAACGUAACGCCGUUCUCGAUAUCAUCCGCGCUCAUGAUCGCGAGAACGCCAUUCCCGAAGGCUUCCGCCUGCCUGGCCUUGGCUCUCUCAAUCGCUAUCUGUCAACGUACUUUGGGCUGUUCCAUCACCACCUGCCUUUCCUGCAUCCCGCUUCCUUCAGUCCUAGCCAGGUGUCGCCUCCUCUACUCCUUGCUGUCCUGAGCAUUGGCGCCCUGUACGCCUUUGACCAAGACCAGGCGUAUAUGCUGCACAUCGGCUCUAAGGUGCUCGUGAAUCAGUUUUUGCAGAACAAGGAGAACUUCAGCUCUCGCAAGUGCCCGCUCUGGACCAUGCAGAGCUCGUUGCUGAACAUGAUUUUCGCGAGCUGGAGCGGUGAUCCGAAGGGACUCGAAUGGGCGUGCUCGAUCAAGAGUCUACUCGCCAACAUGGUCGCUGGCAAUCGCUAUGAGCUCAAGCUACGUCAGGAGGCUCGCGGCACCGCCCAGCCCACGCGUGCAGAAUGGGUCGAGGAUGAAGGCUGCCGUCGCACAUAUUACGCAGUCUACAUCUUCUUUGGUCUCCUGACGCUGACGUAUAACCACACUCCCGCAAUCAGCUUCAACGAGUUUGAGGAUCUCCAGCUGCCGUCGACCGAAGCCCUCUGGAAUGCGCAGGUCAACGACGAGGUCGCUUGGCAGGAUCAUCUCAAAGCUUCUCCCGCUCUUACGUUCCUCGAGGCCCACGACAACCUAUUCCAGGGCGAGACUCUACAAUACAGUGCGUUUGCCACUCGUGUCAUGAUCAACGCUUUGUUUCUGGAGGUGUGGUACCACAAGCGAAGCCCCGAAGCAUUGCAGGACGUCGUCACCGAGUACAAGCUACGUCUAGCCCUUGAAACUUGGGACAAGUCUCUGGAGCGCUGCGAGCCUGAGGCCGUCAACGUCCCCCUCAGUGCUCCCCACAAAGGUCACCCUCUGAUAUUCAACGCCAAGGCCAUGUACAGAAACGCUCGUGCUCGCCUGGAGGUCGACCUGAAGGCUGUCCAAGAAGCUCUCCGCUACCACGAUCCUUACGAAGUUGGUGCCGCCAUGUCUCACGCUCGCGAUCGCGUGAAGCGAUCGAGCGAAAUGAUCAAGGUUAUCGAGGAAUGCUAUAGCUGCAUCGAAACGGCCGUUUUACAGGGCGUUCGAUGGGUUGCCCGCACCUCACCCACAAAUUGGAGCGUAGAGCAUCCUCUGUGUGGGCUUGACCUCAUGAUCAUUCUUUCGCUUUGGCUCUAUCGUCUGGAACACGACGAGGAGCCAGCGACGCAGGAGGAACUGGCCAUGUACAACAAAGUAAGGCAGCUCUUUGUCAAGGAUCUGGAUGAGACGUACAUGUCUCGGCUCAGCUCAAUUGUUGCUCGACUUUGGGGCUCCAUGCUUGACGAAGUUGUCGUCUGGGGCAUCACCCGCCUCAUGGGUGAAUCCUUCAAGCUGCACUCCCAAGCGCUCGUCGGCUAUGUCGACGAUCGCGAAGCUUCCUCAAAUGUCUCGACGCCUUCGAUGAUCUCUCAAGGUGCGGACGAGGAAAGCGUGUACUAA